This is a messenger RNA of Physella acuta, 552 nucleotides long. RefSeq names its product putative ATP-dependent RNA helicase ddx42. The record is from RefSeq and is a predicted model, not a curated record. NCBI's taxonomy places the organism in Eukaryota, Metazoa, Mollusca, Gastropoda, Physidae.
AUGUAUAGUAAAACCAACAACCCACUAACGACAGAGGAGUAUAACUACAUGUAUAGUAAAACCAACAACCCACUAACGACAGAGGAGUAUAACUACAUGUAUAGUAAAACCAACAACCCACUAACGACAGAGGAGUAUAACUACAUGUAUAGUAAAACCAACAACCCACUUAAGACAGAGGAGUAUAACUACAUGUAUAGUAAAACCAACAACCCACUAACGACAGAGGAGUAUAACAACACGUACAGUAAAACCAACAACCCACAAACCACAGAGGAGUAUAACAACACGUACAGUAAAACCAACAACCCACUAACGACAGAGGAGUAUAACUACAUGUAUAGUAAAACCAACAACCCACUAACGACAGAGGAGUAUAACUACAUGUAUAAUAAAACCAACAACCCACUAACGACAGAGGAGUAUAACUACAUGUAUAGUAAAACCAACAACCAACUAACGAUAGAGGAGUAUAACUACAUGUAUAGUAAAACUAACAACCAACUAACGACAGAGGAGUAUAACUACAUGUAUAGUAAAACCAACAACUAA